Molecule: messenger RNA, 1704 nt
Organism: Aspergillus heteromorphus CBS 117.55
Lineage: Eukaryota; Fungi; Ascomycota; Eurotiomycetes; Eurotiales; Aspergillaceae
Product: beta-glucosidase
Exons: 3
Coding region: 1-1704 (567 amino acids)
Biological process (GO): carbohydrate metabolic process
Molecular function (GO): beta-glucosidase activity
Source: RefSeq, a predicted model, not a curated record
AUGAUACUCCUCAGUCGUCUAAUCGUUCUGGGUCUAGCCGGUGGCCAUUCUGCGUGGGCAUCACCAGUAACUCACGAAUCUCAAGCAACAACCACAGCUGAGGUUAGCCACUCCUACAGCUCGUUCAGCUACACCCAGGUCACCUCGACUCGGUAUGCGACAGGACUCAGUGCCCCUCUGUCAUUUGCGACGCCAUUCGCACCGGCGUUGCGUCAAGCAUCCACUCUUCUCCCCAGCAAUGUGACUUACACGACAUACUCUCUGCAGUCCAGCCCGACUCCAGACGGGCAGUACGGACAGAGUGCGUAUGCUGCCUUGUGGGCCAAUCUGUCCUGCACAGAUGCCCCUCCUUUUACAACGACGAUCACCCCAAGCGCAGUUCCUUCCAGCGAACUGGUUUACCCCCCGAACCUAUACAACCUCGUCGACAAUGCCACGCUGAAGCUCCCCCCAGACUUCAUCUGGGGCGUCGCAGCCAGCGCAUGGCAGAUCGAAGGGGGCCUGCAGCUCGACGGCCGUGGUCCGUCUGUUCUGGACACCAUCGGAGCGAUCCAAAGCAACGACAAUGCCUCAGAUGCAAACAUCGCUGACAUGGGCUACUUCAUGUACAAGGAAGACAUUGCCCGGCUGGCCGCCAUCGGGGUCCCACACCUCUCCUUCAGCAUCUCCUGGCCGCGCAUCGUCCCCUUCGGCGCCGCCGGCUCGCCCAUCAACACCCCAGGAUUACAACACUACGACGAUGUCAUCAACACCUGCCUCGAGUACGGAAUCACCCCCAUUGUGACCCUCAACCACGGUGACUUCCCAAUUAACCAGGCCAGCGACACAUCCACCCUCCCCGAGAACUUCCUCUACUUCGCGAAGCAAGUAAUGGCCCGAUACGCAGACCGGGUUCCAUACUGGGUGACCUUCAACGAGGCCAACAUUGGCGUAGGCGAAGUCUUCACGUCGUGGAACGACCUCACCAACGUGCUGACGGCACACGCCGCCUUUGCCAACAACCUCGCCGUCCCCCUCAACCCCUCCAACGCCAGCCACGUCGAUGCCGCCCUGCGCUAUCAGGACUUCAUCCUCGGCAUCAUGGGCAACCCCCUCUUCCUGGGUCAACAAUACCCCACCUCCGCCCUGGACACCCCCAACCUCAACCUCACCGCACUGACCGAGACCCAAAUUUUCGACGUCCACGGCACGAUCGACUUCUGGGCCUUCGACCCAUACGUGGCCCAAUUCGCGUCCCCACCUCCGGUGGGCAUCUCUGCCUGCGCCGCCAACCAAUCCAACCCGACGUGGCCCUACUGCGCAUCCACCUCCAUGAUCCAAGCAGACGGGUGGCUCAUGGGCGACAUGUCCAACGUCUACUCGUCCAUCGCCCCGCAGUACGUCCGCCAACAGCUCGGCUACGUAUGGAACACGUUCCGGCCGCGCGCGAUCCUGAUCUGCGAGUUCGGGUUCAAUCCCUUCGCCGACUCACUGGGCGCCGGCGACGCCCAGCGCCUGGAUCUCGAGCGCACGCUCUACUACCAGGACUUCCUGCAGGAGGUGCUGAAGGCCAUCCACGAGGACGGGGUCAAUGUCAUUGGUGCGCUGGCGUGGAGCUACCUCGAUAACAAUGAGUUUGGGAGCUACGCGAACCAUUAUAGGAGACGGUAUAAGAGGAGUUUGUUUGAGUAUGUGGGGUUUUUUCAUGAUCAUAUUCAGAAUUGA